UGGAAAUAUUCAUGUGCAGUGUACUAUAUCGAAUAUAUUCACUGUUUAGGAGUUCCUAGUGUCUGAUCGAAAUCGGAAAAAGCAGCCAAUAGCUGGGGUGUUGGUUGACUGGGGUAACUUUCAAAGAAAUUGCGUUUUCAAGUUCUUACGAGGAGGAAAUGUCAUAUACGAAGGUGCUGUGGAGUCGAUGAAGCAACGAACGGAACUUGUUUCGAGCGCAGCAACAAACACAGAGGUGAUCUUACAUGUUCCUGUUUACGGUAAGGUAGGUAUUGCUCUCGAAGAUAAGAGUGUACGAUUCAAAGAAGGCGAUACGGUGGAGGUUUAUAGUAAAAAACUGGUGCCACAAGCGAUCGACUGGUAUCCUCCUGGGUUUUGA
Messenger RNA from Angiostrongylus costaricensis, 379 nucleotides. NCBI's taxonomy places the organism in Eukaryota, Metazoa, Nematoda, Chromadorea, Rhabditida, Metastrongylidae. The record is from the annotation of a GenBank genome assembly.